This is a messenger RNA of Etheostoma spectabile (orangethroat darter), 2209 nucleotides long. RefSeq names its product somatostatin receptor type 5. Gene Ontology annotation, biological process: cellular response to glucocorticoid stimulus; regulation of insulin secretion; neuropeptide signaling pathway. The record is from RefSeq and is a predicted model, not a curated record. Gene Ontology annotation, cellular component: plasma membrane; neuron projection. Gene Ontology annotation, molecular function: somatostatin receptor activity; neuropeptide binding. Lineage: Eukaryota; Metazoa; Chordata; Actinopteri; Perciformes; Percidae. The transcript has 4 exons. Bases 367 to 1614 code for a protein of 415 amino acids.
GCUACAACGUGCAACUGGUAUUGUGCUGUGAGGUGAUUACAGCCACCCAUGGGUGGGACUUUCACAUCUAAAGGCGGGGUGACGUUUUCCACAUAAAUACUCGCAGUGCGUUGAGGCGCUAAAUGAGCCAGUGAGAGACUCCUUAUACCAGCUUAGGGAUGUGCGCAGAAUUUUCUUCAGACCUAAACUAUGAGGAUAAGUCCUGUAAGAUAUUGUUGCAUUUUGCGCCUCUGGAAAUGGAAACCUGAGCGUGCAAGAAAAUGACUCAAGAAGAAAAGUCAAGUUUGAGGAGGUUUCUCUUUCAAGCGACGAGUCAAAUGAACGAGAAAGUUGACCUCGAAGAAAGCUGCAUCAAUUCAGCAGGAGAUGCGCAUCACGCCACCAGAUAGUGGCACACAGGAGCGCACAGACACCAGCACUCCUUUCUUCAACAUGGAUGGCUAUUACAAUUGGACACCGAUAUCUGAGAAUGUCAACAUGUCUUCCUCCCAGCCCUACCCCACCAACCUCACCUACAACAAUAUGUCAGAGGUGGCCGCACCAAUGCCGUUCAGUGUGGUCACCGCAGUCGUUUACACCAUUGUCUUCAUUGUGGGUCUUCUGGGCAACACACUGGUCAUCUAUGUGGUGGUUCGCUACACCAAGAUGAAGACUGUAACCAACAUGUACAUUCUCAAUUUAGCCUUGGCGGAUGAACUUUACAUCCUGGGAAUUCCCUUUCUUGGCACCAAUAGUGUGCUUUCCUACUGGCCGUAUGGAGAUUUCUUUUGCAAGGUUUGCAUGACUGCUGAUGCCAUGAGCCAGUUCUCCUCCACCUUUUGCCUGACAGUGAUGAGCAUCGAUCGCUACCUGGCUGUGGUUCAUCCUAUUCGCAGUGCCAAAUGGCGAAGGCCACAGGCAGCCAAGGUUUUUAAUGGCAUGGUGUGGGUUGUGUCCUUACUGAUUGUGCUGCCGGUAACGAUCUACUCACGUGUACAAGAGGACUUCAACACCUGCAACAUAACCUGGCCUGCACCGCGUGAAUUGUGGUCCAUUGUCUUCAUACUCUACACAUCCAUCCUGGGCUUCUUUGGUCCUCUGGUUGUCAUCUGCCUCUGCUACCUACUCAUUGUCAUUAAGGUGAGGUCAGCAAGUAUGCGUGUAGGCCUGACAAAGCGGCGUAAGUCGGAGCGUAAGGUGACACGCAUGGUGGUGAUCAUCGUGUUGGUCUUUGUACUUUGUUGGCUGCCCUUCUUCAUUACCAACAUUGUCAACCUGAUUCACAUCAUCCCUGAGAACAACACCACCGCUGACGUCUACUUCUUCCUGGUCAUCCUCACCUACGUCAACUCUUGCGCCAACCCAAUCCUCUAUGGCUUCCUCUCUGACAACUUCAAGCAGAGCUUCCAGAAGGUGCUCUGCUUCCACAAACCAAAUGAUUAUGGCACCACAGGCCGGGUCGGAGGGGGACGGAGUGCAUCCCAGGAAAACCACAAUCCUGUUUCACCCAGAAAUCCCACACAGAAUGGGAAAAUACAGUGCAUUCAGCAGCCUGUCAUGAUGGAGGUGAUUGGGGACCUUGACAGUGAUCCACUAACUUCAAAAGCAGAGGUGAAUGGCCAGUCAGCGCUAUGAGUUUUUAAGAUGACCCGCCUUGUGCUACUGCAUUACUAGUGCGUGGGACUUGGACAAUUUACUCCAGGACCUUUUAUUGAUUGUUUUUUCCUGACUUUAUUGAUAAUCCUCCUUCUCUGACUGGAGAAUUUGUCGAGAGGAGCAAAGUAGGAGAGAAAACCAUUCAUCACGGAUCCCCACAAUUUUGUUUGUUCUUCAUGUCUUUAUACUAUACAUAUGUUGGCUGCAUUGUAAAGAUGGAAACAUCUCAGUACAAUACAAAAUACAGGCAUGCAACCUUAAAAUGCUUUAAAUUCUCAAAUACAUUUUUUUACCUUACAAAAACAGACUUUUAUUUUCAACAAGCUCAUAUUGAACACUGUCAUUUUUCUUUAAUUUCAGUUUUUUAUCAUAUUCUGGUAAGAAACCUUGUUUUUUGAUGUGCUUUUGUUAUAUUUGCUGUUGAUGCUUUAUGCUAUUAAUCUGUGUUUACCUGUUGUCUUGAUAAAUUCAGUAUAUGAUGUUCACAGCACUAAGACACAUACAGUAUGUGCAGAAAGUGUUGAGUUGACACAGUUAAAGAUUAUUUCAAAUCUAACAAUUUUAAUAAUAAUAA